AUGAAGAACGUUAUGAUGUUGAUGUUACUUUCUUUGACCGCUUUUGGUGCAGAUUAUUCAGGAUGUGGAUGUUGUCAUGUGAAUGGAAAGUGCGAUUCAUUCUCAGGAACGUGGAGUACUUUAUACCAAUGUUUGUCGCGUGUCGAGAACACAAAAUAUCCUUCUGACCCCAAUUGGUUCCAUGUCCCACGUCAACCAAAUAUGACCUACCAACAAUGUACUGUCCCAACAGGUUGGAGUGGAUCUCAACCACAACUUGUUGUCGAAGAUCCAUGUGACUGUUUUGAAACAAUGUCAGACUCGGUCACAAACACCUACGACUGUUCGAAUGACACUGAUUUGAUGGAGGCGUUGGACGAGGUCUGCAACAACUUGAAGUGCAAGUUUUGCAAUUUUGUCGACCCGAAGUGUGGAGCUAUCCAACAAAGAAGAUGCGAUAUGGUCUACCAACAGGAAAUUGCACUCCACAAGACACCUUCUUCAGCUGAUAUCUGCAGAGCUCUUUCGAAAAAGACCGACUGCUACGAUAAAAAUAACUGCACAUACUCAGACAUCGCUCCAAUGCAACAAACUAUUAAACAGUGCAGAAACUCGACUUGCCCCUCAUGUUAUCAGAUUUGCAAAAAUGGCGCUGAGACUCUUUUAGUAUCUCUUGCUCUCGCGGUAUUAGUCCUUGUCUUCUAA
Messenger RNA from Entamoeba invadens IP1, 684 nucleotides. RefSeq lists its product as hypothetical. The transcript has a single exon. Bases 1 to 684 code for a protein of 227 amino acids. The record is from RefSeq and is a predicted model, not a curated record. Lineage: Eukaryota; Evosea; Mastigamoebida; Endamoebidae.